This is a messenger RNA of Phlebotomus papatasi, 4508 nucleotides long. It is a transcript of the gene CPSF1, whose product is annotated as cleavage and polyadenylation specificity factor subunit 1. The transcript is spliced from 4 exons. Gene Ontology annotation, molecular function: protein binding; nucleic acid binding. The coding region runs from base 184 to 4428 and encodes 1414 amino acids. The record is from RefSeq and is a predicted model, not a curated record. Gene Ontology annotation, cellular component: nucleus; mRNA cleavage and polyadenylation specificity factor complex. NCBI's taxonomy places the organism in Eukaryota, Metazoa, Arthropoda, Insecta, Diptera, Psychodidae.
GUGCAAUCUAACCUUACUUUUCGUGACAGAAUUUGCGAAUAACAAACAAAGCAUCUUUUGGAUUUUUGUUUGUGAUUUUCCCAAUUUUCAUGGAAAAAAGAGAAAAUCUCAGAAGUUUUUUGUGUUCUGCAUAAUCAAAGAUAUCCCGAAGUUGAGAAGUGCGUGCAAAAACAGUGAACAACAAUGUUCUCUGCAAUUUGUAAACAAACUCAUCCGGCAACGGGCAUUGAAUUUAGCAUUUCCUGCCAUUUUUUCAACAACUCCGAGAAGAAUCUCGUCACAGCUGGUGCUAAUAUCCUCAAAGUGUUUCGGAUUGUGCCAGAUGUCGAGCCACAUAUUAAGGAGAAAUAUACGGAUAUCCGGCCUCCGAAGAUGAGGCUUGAGUGUGUGGCCAUGUACACACUCUAUGGGAAUGUUAUGUCCCUCCAGUCAGUGUCACUGGCAGGUUCACAGCGUGAUGCUCUUCUUGUGAGUUUCAAAGAUGCCAAAUUGUCCGUUGUACAGCACGAUCCGGACACUUACGAUCUCAAGACACUCUCACUGCACUAUUUCGAGGAAGAGGAGAUUCGUGGAGGCUGGACAGGAAACUACCAUGUUCCAAUUGUCAGGGUAGAUCCUGACAAUCGAUGCGCAGUGAUGCUGGUGUAUGGGAGGAAGCUUGUAGUGUUGCCCUUCAGGAAAGAUAGUACCCUGGAUGAGAUUGAGCUGCAGGAUGUGAAGCCAAUGAAGAAACCACCAAUUCAAUUAAUUGCAAGAACCCCAAUUCUUGCUUCGUACAUCAUUACCCUGAAGGAUUUGGAUGAGAAAGUGGACAAUAUCAUUGAUAUUCAGUUUCUGCAUGGAUACUAUGAGCCAACGCUUCUCAUCCUGUAUGAACCUGUUAGAACCUUUCCGGGGAGGAUUGCUGUGCGCUCUGACACUUGCACUAUGGUGGCUAUUUCACUGAAUAUCCAACAGAGGGUUCAUCCGGUGAUUUGGAGCUUCUCGGGACUUCCAUUUGAUUGCUGCCAAGUUGUCCCGGUGAACAAACCCAUUGGGGGCUGUCUCGUGGUCUCUGUAAAUGCCAUCAUUUACCUCAAUCAAAGUGUUCCGCCGUAUGGAGUGAGUGUCAACAGUAUUGCUGACCACAGUACGCAGUUCCCGCUCAAACCACAGGAUGGGGUAAAGAUCACCCUAGAUACAGCUCAGAUGACCUUUAUUGAGAACGAUAAACUCGUGAUGUCACUGAAAAAUGGUGAGCUUUAUGUCCUGACACUCUGUGCUGAUUCCAUGCGUAGCGUUAGGAGCUUCCACUUCAGCAAGGCUGCGUCGAGUGUGCUGACGAGUUGCAUUUGCGUUUGUGAGGAGGAAUAUUUGUUCUUAGGCUCUCGCCUGGGUAAUUCCCUUUUGCUGCGCCUGACACAGAAGGAUCAGAGCAUGGUUAUCACGAUUGAGGAUACAGAGAAGGAGGUGGAAAAGGAGAAGGAUGUGAUGACGAAGCAAAGGCGUCUGGAAGAGGAAGAACUGGAAGUGUAUGGAUCGGGUCCAAAGACUUCGGUCCAAUUGACAAGUUUCACUUUUGAGGUUUGCGACAGUGUUCUGAAUAUUGGACCAAUAGGGCAUAUGUGUGUGGGUCAGAGGGCUAAGGAGGAGGAUCAGGAGGAGGAAGGAGAACACGAUGAGGAUACAGCACAAUGGGAUUUGGAGAUUGUGACUUCUAGUGGUCAUGGAAAAAAUGGAGCUCUGUGUGUUCUGCAAAAUUCCAUAAAACCCCAGAUAAUCACGAGUUUUGGAUUGACAGGAUGUACAGAUGUGUGGACAGUGGCUGAUGACUCAGGAAAGAAGGUGGAGAAAGUGGAAGAUUCCACACAUGCCUUCAUGAUUCUGUCCCAGGAAAAUGCCACAAUGGUUUUGCAAACGGGUGAUGAGAUUAAUGAGAUUGAGAAAACGGGCUUCUGCAACAAUCUCCCGACGAUCUUCGUGGGAAAUGUGGGCAAUAAUAGGUACAUUGUUCAGGUGACAACGAAGAGUAUUAGGCUACUGCAGGGUGCACGUCUUCUGCAGAAUAUUCCCUUUGACAAAGAAGCUCCUCUGGCAACAGCCUCCGUUGCUGAUCCUUACGUGUGUGUUCUAUCCCAGAAGGGAGUAGUCCUCACUCUGGCUCUGCGAGAAGCCAAAGGAACUCCCAGGUUGGCUGUCAAUAAGAACACAGUCAGUCCUUCGCCUCCGGUGAAAACACUCUGCUCCUACAGGGAUACCAGCGGCAUGUUCACGUCCAAGUACGAGGACUAUGCGGACAGAGGUCAGGGAAAUAAUCUCUAUAACACGGGAUUUGGAUACAUGAAACCCGAGCCCAAUAUGAAAAUCGAAGAUGAGGAGGAUUUACUGUAUGGAGAUGCCGGGAAUAGUUUCAAAGUGACCAGCAUGGCCGAGAUGGCAGUUGGUGGUAAAAAGGGUUCAGAAUGGUGGAGGAGAUACCUUCAGGCAUCCAAACCGACCUACUGGCUCCUCGUAACACGAAGCAAUGGAAAUCUUGAGAUUUAUUCAAUGCCUGAUCUCAAGUUAACCUAUUUGGUGAACAAUGUGGCAAAUGGAAAUAAAGUCCUUACGGAUUCAAUGGAAUAUGUCCCCCUGAUCACCAAUCCAGAAGAAGCAGCUCAAGGAGAUGUCAUCAUGUGCGGACCUCAGUGUCAGGUUUCAAUUCAGGAAAUUCUAAUUGUUGGCCUGGGAAGUCACGGAAAUCGCCCAUUGCUCAUUAUUCGGACAGAGAUGGAUAUUCUGAUCUACAAAGUAUUCAGGUACGCUAAAGGCCACCUGAAGAUUCGGUUCCGGAAGGUUAGUCAUGACAUCAUCCAUCAGAAUAGUGAGGCAGAAGGUGAGAGAUUUGUGAAUCAUUUGAGAUACUUUGGGAAUAUUUUUGGAUACAAUGGGGUGGCUAUUUGUGGCAAGAAUCCUCAUUUUGUCCUGCUGACUCCCAAAGGGGAGUUCCGGACACAUCGUUUGUACGGAAAGGGUGUCAUUAAGAGUUUUGCUCCCUUCAACAAUAUCAACUGCCCCAAUGGUUUUCUCUAUUUUGAUGAUAGUAGUGAACUAAAGAUUGCAGUAUUUCCCAAGUAUUUGACGUAUGAUGCUGAUUGGCCAAUGAGAAAGAUACCCUUGAGAUGUACUCCCAUGCAGAUUUGCUAUCACACUGAAAGAAAAAUUUACUGCUUGGUGACAAAUACUUCGGAGGUCAGUCAGAAGUAUUACAGGUUCAAUGGGGAGGAUAAGGAGCUGACGGAAGAGAACAAGGGUGAGAGAUUUAUGUAUCCAACUGUGGAUAAGUUCACUGUUCUCCUGGUGGCACCGACUACUUGGGAAAUUGUUCCAUCGGCUCAGAUAGAUCUUGAUGAAUGGGAACAUGUGACAGCGUUUAAGAAUGUUUCUCUGCUCUGCGAAGGGACUCGAUCUGGACUGAAGGAGUAUAUUUGUGUGGGAACAAAUUACAAUUACAGCGAGGAUAUUACUUCCAGGGGCAGGAUACUCAUUUACGAUAUUAUUGAAGUAGUUCCGGAACCUGGAAAGCCCCUUACUCGAUAUCGCUUCAAGGAGGUCUAUACGAAGGAGCAGAAGGGGCCAGUAUCAGCCAUUACUCAUGUUCUAGGCUUUUUGGUUACGGCUGUUGGCCAGAAGAUCUAUCUGUGGCAGUUGAAAGACGGAGAUUUGGUGGGAGUGGCUUUUAUUGACACAAACAUCUACGUUCAUGAGAUGGUGUCCAUCAAAAGCCUAAUUCUUGUGGCAGAUGUGUACAAAUCUAUCAGCAUAUUGCGUUUCCAGGAGGAAUACCGAACUCUUUCGCUCGUUUCGCGCGAUUUCCAGGCCCAAACUGUCUUCAGUGCUGAGUAUGUUGUGGACAAUAGUAAUUUGGGAUUCCUUGCCACAGAUGUCGAUGGCAAUAUCAUCAUUUACAUGUACCAUCCGGAGUCGCGCGAAUCUUUUGGUGGACAAAAGCUCCUCCGGAAAGCUGACUAUCACCUUGGUCAGCGCAUCAAUACUAUGUUCAGAAUUCAGUGUCAUUUGCGUGAGCAUCAGCGUCAGGAUCAAUUGGAACGAAGAAUCUCCAAUUAUGACCACAAACACAUCACAUUCUUUGGGACUCUCGAUGGAGGAUUAGGUUUCUGCCUUCCACUUCCGGAGAAAACCUACCGUAGACUCUUUAUGCUUCAGAAUCUCCUGAUGGUGCAUUCAUCGCAUCUCUGUGGACUCAAUCCUAAAGUCUUCAGGACAAUCAAGAGCUCGAGGAAGAUGCAAGCCAAUCCGGCGAGAUGUAUUGUAGACGGAGAGCUCAUCUGGUCCUUUAUUCAAUUGCCAAUGAAUGAGAAGAUGGAACUGGCUAAGAAGAUUGGUACGCGAAUCGAUGAGAUCUACAGUGAUCUUGCGGAAAUUCAUUCGGUGACUGCGGUGUUUUAAGCUGCGCAAUACUUGGUAAGUCUUUUAUUUUAGUAAUGGAUUUUGAAAUGAUAAAAAUAUAAAGAAUUUUUCGUUGUAGA